CAGUUCCUGCUUGCUUGCUCCCGGCUCGCCGCCGCUUGCCGGUCCUUCGAAUGAAGCUCCCACAGCUGCUUGCCGCUCUGCUGCUCGUCGUCGCCUCUGGUCUCAGAUUACCGCCGCUCUCGCGUCGCGGUGUGAUAGGCGCGGCGUUCGCAGCCAGUGCGCCGGCGCUCCGAGCAGUUGCCGCGUAUGGCGAGGCAGCAAACCAGGCUCCGCCUGCGCUGGUGCCGUCGCCAUUCUACCCCACCGGCGAGAUGGCGAAAACGUGCGAGGUUGUCGCCGCCGGGCGAGAGGACGUCUGCCUAAAGCCGCUGAAGAUGCUCAGCGCUUACGAUGAGAUGCGCCUUCGGAAAGCGAGCGACGCCCUCAAGGCGGCCGGUUCGUCGACGCCGGCGAGUGACGAGGCGGUCCGCUUGAUCGGGCUGGUCGAGGCCAAGGAGUGGGCGACGCUAGCGGGCGAGCUCGGCUGCACGCAGCCCAAGACUCCAGACGCGGCGCCCAAGAAGUGCGUCACGAGCGUCGCCGGGCUCGACGUGGCAAAGCUCGCCGCCGCGGUCUCCAAGAAGGACCCGGCGCUCAUGACGGACGCGCUUGUGAAGCUGGCGGCGAGCCUAUGAGGCUCUCCGGGCCGCGGUUGGGCUUGGCGGGGUUCGACACAGGGCAGCAUUGUCUGAAACAUACUCUGGAUAGGUGUGCGGUGUCUUUUUUGCGGCCGUGGCGUUACGUGGUCCACCAAGGAAAGCGUCACAUGCAAACGC
Emiliania huxleyi CCMP1516 is the source of this 755-nucleotide messenger RNA. RefSeq lists its product as hypothetical. The transcript has a single exon. Lineage: Eukaryota; Haptophyta; Isochrysidales; Noelaerhabdaceae. The coding region runs from base 51 to 614 and encodes 187 amino acids. The record is from RefSeq and is a predicted model, not a curated record.